Molecule: messenger RNA, 3202 nt
Organism: Pocillopora verrucosa
Lineage: Eukaryota; Metazoa; Cnidaria; Anthozoa; Scleractinia; Pocilloporidae
Product: putative protein-lysine deacylase ABHD14B
Cellular component (GO): cytoplasm
Source: RefSeq, a predicted model, not a curated record
GCCUUCUAUGGCGGUUAUUUUCAUGCUUCUAUGGAAAAAGGUUGUUUGUCUUUCAAGCACUUUAAAUAUUCUGAAGUAGGAGCCCUUCGGCUACUGAUGGAAGUUUAAGGAGAUCGUGAAUAACCUUGGAAACACGAUUUUGAUAAACGUUGGUGUCCAGGCUUACUAUAAUUUGACGGUCAAAAUGGCGAAUUUGGCCCUUAAUGUGAAUGUGAGAUGGAAUGUUUUAAUCGCUCUGCUAAUAAUUUUCUCUGUAGCAUUUUUCCUGUAUUAUUCUUCUCCUUGGAAGGCAUGGCCUAAAUCUGCAGCUAAAAAACAAGCAGAAGAGAGUGCUGUUGGUAAAUAUUUCACGUGGAAUACUAAGGAUCGUACUAAGGAUCAAAUAUACUACAAAGAAGUCGUACCUCAGGUAUCAGAAAACACCCGAUUUACAGUUAUACUGCUGCAUGGACAGUUGUUCACGUCCGAAAAUUGGGAUAACAUCGGAACUUUGAAGGCGUUGGCUGCCAAAAGUUACAAAGCCAUCGCUGUGGACUUGCCAGGACAUGGUCACUCAGAAUCUGUAAAGGCUCCUUCAGAUGAAGAUGAGAAAGUAAAUUUUGUGUCUAGUUUGAUAGAGAAUCUUGGUGUAGACAGGCCAGUUUUAGUGGCACCUUCGAUGAGUGGUUCGUACGUGUUGCCGGCGUUAAUGGAAAAGGAUCUCAGGAUAAAGAUAAGGGGAUUUAUUCCAGUUGCACCAGGAGCCGUUGCUAAAUAUGAAGAGAACGACCUUAGGAAGCUGAAUCUUCCAACUCUGAUAGUUUAUGGCGAGUUGGACAAAAAUUUUAAACCGUUUUUUCCAUUAAUUAAGAACAUUCCUAAUAGUGAAGUUUUUAUGAUGAAGAAUGCAAAGCAUGCAUGCUACCUUGACAAACCAGAGGAAUUCAAUGCAAGGAUAAUUGAAUUUCUUGACAAGCUGUAGAAUUGGACAAAAACAGUUGAUGUUGGGAGUGGAGACAUAUUUGAGUGACAGGGUUGAUCAUUGGAAAUUGUGAAAGUAGUAUAUUCUUGCAGUAGUUCUACCAAACACCGGUCUUUAACUUAAUAAGCUGCCAUGCCCAGUUAGGGAUGACAAUGCCAAGGGUGCCAUGUGUCUCAACCCUUUACACCCUAACAUCAGAAUGCAUAUUCUCCAUACUGUUCUCUAUACAUUUCCUGAGGUGCUCUCAUGGAGAAUUUGUUUAACAAUCAAGAGCAUCUUUCAUUGGUGAUCAUUUUCUCUAUUCUCAUGACCUUAAUGUGUGAUUCACAGGUGAUACAGCAAGGAGAAGUUAGAUGCUAAUCACUCCUAGGGUGUAAAGGGUUAACCUUUUUAUUACAUCCAUUUUGAAAUCACUGGUGGUCCCUGUAAUCUGAUUGGCUCUAAUUGGUGCGAUUUAUUCAUGAAUUGCACCAUUUUUUGCUUUAAAUCGCAUCUUUUUUCCAGCCAAUGAGGAGGCUACACUAAAAACAAAACAACCAAUCAGACUUCAAGGCUUGUUUUAAGUAACCAAUCAAAUUGCAGGAAGAUGAAAGACAUGAAGGAUCAUGUGGCAAAUUUUGCAACUUUUGUUUCCAAAACUCUUAUUUUUUCCUCCCAAAAAAUGGAUGAAUUUAAGUCCUGUAUUUGGGCAAUUUCAAAAUGGAUGUAAUAAAGUGGUAAUUGAACCUUGUGUUGUGCAAUUUUGGUCUGAAAUCAUACUUGUGAUUUCAAAUUGAACUCGCACUGCGCGCUCGUUCAAUUUUGAAAUCACGCGUAUGAUUUCAGCCCAAAUUGCACUCCACUUAGUUCAAUUACCAUUAUUAACUCCCCUGAUGGUCCUUACAAUAUCAAUACAAUAUCAACCAGUUUGGUGAUGAGAAGAAAGAAAAAUAUCAAUUAGGAGAUUAUAAAUUGAUCCAAUACCAAAUUCUCCAAGUUAGCAUCACAAGAACUGUAUGACAGAUGCCAAGGAUAAUUACUAAUAAAAUCUUGGGAGUUAGUGAGUAAUGAGGAAAAAUGCUCCUUAACUCAUGGUGUCAGGACUCUUAUGCUGGCAUGCUGAAUACUUUGUUCUUAAGGACUGCUACAGCAUUGAAUGGAUUAUUACAAAGGAACCUGUCUUUUAAAUUCAAUGAGAAGUGACAGAUUGCUUCAUUCCCCCAAAUAGUAGAGCUCAGUUGUAGGGCACACCACAGGACUAGACUCCAGACCCCAGGUAGUGGUUGCAGGUCUCCUGGUGUGUUCACUCAAUAAGGCUAACACGAUUAAUGAUAUUGUUUUCAUCACAUUGCCUUUAGACAGAAAAGCUACUAGUGGCUAAAGGAUAUUUUUGUUUGACAUAACAGUAGAUUCUCACUGUAUGUGCAGUGAAAUGUGUGGCAUGUAGGUGUUGUUAAGACAAAGGAUUCAAAGUAUGGAUACUACUACAUUGAAGGUUAAGUCAUGAAUUUCCAGAGAGAUUGGUAUACUACAUUGAUGGUCUGGAGAAUACUUAACCCUUUAACUCCCAGAAGUGACCAAUAUGAAACUUCUCUAAAUAUCCUUACAUUAUCCAGCAAACAGCUAAUGAGAAUGUUUUAACUAAUCAGGUAGAAGUUACCUUGAUCUAGCACCAAAUUCUCAUAACUAAUUUACAAGGAAAUGUGUAGCAGCUAGAGGGCAGAAUUACCAAUCAGAUCUUGGGAGUUAAUUUCACUCCCAAGGGUUAAAGGGGUAAUAUAACUCCCAAGAUUUCAUUAGAAAUUCUCCUUACUGUCUGUCAUGUAAUUCAAGUGUUAGCUAGGAGAAUUUGGAAUUGGAUCAAACAAUAAUCCCCUUAUUGAUAUUUUUCUUUAUUCUCAUUACUUGUCCACUUGAUGUUGUACUGUAAGGAGAAAUUCUGUCUAGGUCACUAAUAGGACUUGAAGGGUUAAUUAUUCACCAGAAGUUAAUGGAAGUACAUAGACCUCCACAAUUUGGAAAAGCCAAUGUGUUUACAUCAACAAAGUGCAUUAACAUCAGUCAAUAUGUUUGAUAAACCAGUGACAUAUCAACCAAACUAAGGCUGAAGAUUUGUAAUACAUUGUAUGCCAAAACCAUUCUUGGACACUCACCUCUAGUGCUAGACCUGAAUACUAUUUCAUUACAUUUGUAAACUCAAAAUAAAAUUGUCCAGACAAGUAGACUAAGAAUAAAGAGAGUUAAUGAGAACUUUCUUACUCU